UGAAGUCAUAAGGGGUAAAGUGCUCUGUGGAGAGUUAGUUAGUAGUAUAGUACUACUACUACCGCGUAAUGCUCUGAUCACAAUCCGUCCGUUAGUUUCCUGCAAAUCCGGGUGAACAGUGGAUAAUCAUCUUAGGCAAGGUGGGGGGUUGAGGAUGCGAAGGUUUAGCAGCUCAAGCACGAACCAUCCGCAGUGCCACUGAACGCUUAUCUUUUUCGAUGCUUAACUAACCCCCCUUCCCCGAUGGGCCUCUGCCUCAGAAACACCGAGUCCUCGCGGCUGGACAAUCCGCUGUUUGCUCCAGGUUGAGCUGAGCUUCUUCUCUUGUCAUCUAUCUUGAACCUGAGGACGCUGGAGUUCCCUUCGACUUCUUAACUCCAACCAGAAGAAAGCAGUGCCUAACGACGGCAGUGCGGAGCGGAGAGGAACCUAACUUCCCCUCCCCCGACGGACAAACUGCGUUCCCAUGUCGCGAUCUUUCACGGGGUGCAAGAGAUGUAAAGCCCGGCGGCAGAAAUGCGACGAACAGCGACCGGAGUGUGGACGGUGCAAGGCCGCAGGAAUCCAGUGCAAGUAUGCCAUGCAACUGCAGUGGGGAGGCCGUGCGUUUUCACGAUCAAGAUUCGGCGCGUGUGUGGGCAAUGGCGGAAUGCAGAGACUUGAAUACUCUCCCGGUGAAUUCGUGUACACGACUACGAAAUCCCCAUCUCCCACAUCCUCCAAAGUGACCUUGGCGAGGGAAAUUGACCCUUUCUCAUCACUACCGUCGGAGCAAAGGGCGUUGCUUCAGCAUUUCAUCCGCGAUGCUUCCCGUGUCACCUCUUGUCAUCCGGGCAUGCAGAGGGAUAUCUGCAGGAUGAUCGUUCCGAUGGCCUUACAGACUCCUUCCCUACUAUACGCGACUACGGCUUUAUCAGCGAUACACCUGCAAGCUUUGAGCAAUCAAUCCGACAGAGUCAAAACAGCACCCGAUAUUGCUAGAUUGAUGGCACGCAGUUUAGAGCAUUUUCGGAUUGAGCUUCAGGACCCCAGCUUAAAGGGUUCAGACGCACUUUUGGCAACGGCACGCACCUUGUGUCUAGCCGAGAUACACUCGGGGGCCAUACAUCCGAAUACGUGGAGAGCACAUAUUGAAGGCGCCAAGGCGUUGAUGAGCGCUUCAGACAGUAGUCCGGAUUCCCCGCAGAAGGCCAAUGAAUCUUUUCGCAGGUACCUGAAUCGCUGGUACAGGUCCAUAGUAUCCCUGACAGCGUUGAACGGCAAUGGUCCUCCAAUUGGAGACGCGGAUGCGAAGGCGUUGGCCAUUCCAAGCAAGUCUGAGGGGCCCGAUUACCUCGACGAUUACUGGGGAUUCACCGUGCACCUUGCAGAUAUCUUCCGUCAAAUUGGCGCCGUAGCAUGGAGAAGGCAUCAGAGCACGGCUGCUGAUGGAAAGUUGAUCAAAUUUGAUGAGGAAGACUUCCAAGAAGAGGCCUCCUCUCUAGAAACUUCUGUCCGGCGCUUGAUUGAUAGAGACGCGGAUUCCAAGCCCACAUUCUACCCCGGUGUGGUGGAGGGUCUGUCAGCGGACACCAUCCAGCAAUUUAUGCUCUGCAACGAAGCCUUCCAGCAUACGGCCCUGAUCCACAUCCACCGUCGCAUACGAAAGGCGCCUGCAUGGGCGCCGGAAGUCCAGCAAUCGGUCAAGAGAAUCCUGGAGUGCACGUCUCAGAUCACUCCUGCCACCGGACUGAGUCCCUGGGUCAUGCUCACUACCCCUAUGUUCACAGCAGGCUGCGAAGCGCUUGGAAAAGACAGAGAGGAAUUCAAGAAAUUACUCACCUCUUUGCAUGAUACGGUCAGGAUACCGAAUGUCCUCCAGUCUCUGAGGUUCUUGGAAUUGUAUUGGGCGAAUGAUCAGACCAGCGAAGAUGAAGAUUGGAGCCACUUCCUAGACCGCAUGAGUUUCGACUUCAUUCCUUACUGAAAGGGGCUAUGACCACGAUUCAAUGUGUCACUAAAAUUUUCAAACAUGAUACCAAUUCUUUGCGUACUGUGACGGUUUACAUGUGGAGUACGUUGGAGUAGAAUUCCCUCUGGUGAAUUCAAUGGCGCCGACAUAAGGAGUUUAUGACCU
Messenger RNA from Paecilomyces variotii, 2116 nucleotides. RefSeq names its product fungal-specific transcription factor domain-containing protein. Gene Ontology annotation, molecular function: transcription cis-regulatory region binding; DNA-binding transcription factor activity, RNA polymerase II-specific; zinc ion binding. Gene Ontology annotation, biological process: positive regulation of transcription by RNA polymerase II. The record is from RefSeq and is a predicted model, not a curated record. Gene Ontology annotation, cellular component: nucleus. The transcript is spliced from 3 exons. The coding region runs from base 467 to 1966 and encodes 499 amino acids. Lineage: Eukaryota; Fungi; Ascomycota; Eurotiomycetes; Eurotiales; Thermoascaceae.